Rhizoctonia solani is the source of this 831-nucleotide messenger RNA. Its product is annotated as Brix domain protein. The record is from RefSeq and is a predicted model, not a curated record. Gene Ontology annotation, biological process: rRNA processing; ribosomal large subunit assembly. Lineage: Eukaryota; Fungi; Basidiomycota; Agaricomycetes; Cantharellales; Ceratobasidiaceae. The transcript has 5 exons. Gene Ontology annotation, cellular component: nucleolus. Bases 1 to 831 code for a protein of 276 amino acids. Gene Ontology annotation, molecular function: rRNA binding.
AUGUCCUCUCUCCUCAAGGCUCAGACUGCGAAUGCCAAGGGCAAGGGCAAGCGCCCAGCCAACGAUGAGGGCGAGGCUGGUCCUCCGCGCAAGAGAAACAAACAACGAGUGUUGCUGCUCUCGUCUCGGGGAAUCACCCACCGCAUGCGCCAUCUCAUGGGCGAUCUGGAGGCUCUCUUGCCGCAUAUCAAGAAGGACUCCAAGCUAGACUCCAAAAACCACCUCCACCUCCUUCCCGAACUCGCAGACCUCCACAACUGUAACAACACUCUCUACUUUGAAGCACGACGUCACGAAGACCUCUAUCUCUGGGCUGCCAAGACACCAAACGGCCCAAGUGUCAAAAUGCAUGUCAAAAUGAAGUCGAGGACUCUUGAGUUUGACCCAGGAUUCGAUAGCGGCGAGCAUUGGAAACUCAUCAAAGAGUUAUUCACGCAUAUUUCGGAGUUCCGCCCACUGCUCGCUCGAGCCAAACCAUUCAUCGACCACAUUCUUACGUUUUCCAUAGUCGACAACAAAAUCUGGUUUAGAAACUUCCAAAUAAUCGAAAAGGAUCCACUUAAACCCAAUGGUCCCCCUGAGACCUCACUCGUUGAAAUUGGUCCCAGGUUUGUGUUAACGCCCAUAAGGAUAUUCGAAGGUGCAUUCGGUGGAGCGACUGUAUUCUCUAAUCCUGAAUUUGUGAGCCCCGCAGCCGUCCGGUCCCAGAUCAAGCGAGAACAGGGAGAAAAGUACCGUGCUCGCAAGGAGGGCGAGGCGGAACGCAAUACAAGGAGAGAGGAAAGGAGGCGAGAAGAAGACGAGUUGGCGGUCAGGAAUGUAUUUGCAUAG